Messenger RNA from Phaedon cochleariae (mustard beetle), 1560 nucleotides. Lineage: Eukaryota; Metazoa; Arthropoda; Insecta; Coleoptera; Chrysomelidae. The record is from the annotation of a GenBank genome assembly.
GCCAAACCGAAAACAGCCGACGACCGCCUCCAUGCCCCCAUCGACCCCACCGCCGACGACCUCUUGCCGCCCCCCGACGGCGGCUACGGCUGGGCCAUCGUCGCCGCCUCUUUCUGCUGCAACGUCGUCGUCGACGGCAUCGGCUACUGCUUCGGCGUCUUCUUGACCGCCAUCGCCGCCCAUUACGGCGCCUCCAAGGGGGAGACGGCGUGGGUGGGCAGCAUCUUGGCGGGAUCGACGAUGUGCGCGGGCCCGGUGGCGGGGGCUCUCGCCAACAGGUUCGGGUGCAGGGCGGUCUGCAUAGCAGGUGGUAUAGUGGGAGCAGCUGCAUUCGCCCUCUCUAUGUACUGUCCGACCUUGACUUCGCUCAUGUUCGUCUACGGCUUCAUAGGUGGCACUGGUUUCGGUCUCAUCUAUCUUCCGGCUGUGGUCUGCGUAGGCUAUUACUUUGAAUCGAAGAGGUCGUUAGCGACAGGCAUAUCGGUUUGUGGUUCUGGUUUCGGAGCCUUCGCGUUCGCCCCUCUAGGCACCUAUUUGCUGGACAGGUACGGAUGGCAAGGGGCCAACCUAUGUUUGGCAGGGCUGAUAUUAUGCUGCGUCGUUUUCGGAGCCGUCAUGAAACCUCUGGAAGUGGCCCAGAAGGUGUCCACAGUGCCGUUGGAAAGGAUACCCUCCAAACAACUGUUACCCAGAAACAAUACCUUCAGCGGCUGGCAAAACAACGGACCCAAUGCCCCAUACAUCUCGAAUUUGUCACUCAACAGAAGGAAGGGUAGCGUGGUCCCUCCCAUGACCAGAAAAGAUGUCUUUUAUUCAGGCUCCAUACUGAAUCUCAAAGAGUUCCAAUCUCAGAAAUCCCUCCACGACUACAGACAGAGUAUACGCACCAAAAAGAAGACCAGAUCUGAAAGCUCGUGCUUGAGUCAACUGCUGGAUCUAAGUUUGCUUAAGGAUCCAGUAUUUUUGACAUUGGGAAUUUCGAACAUAUUUGCGAUGGCCGCCGUGUACAUACCCUUCGUGUACUUAGUCGACUGUGCUAAAGCAGAUGGUAUCGAAGCUGGUAAAGCAUCUUUCCUGAUUUCGAUCAUAGGUAUAGUGAACACCGUUUCUCGUAUCGGUUUUGGGUACAUAGCGGACUUCCCUUCCGUCAGCAGCUUCCAAGUCAACAACGUCUGUCUGUGCGUGGCGGCCGCUUCAUUGGGCUUGGCUCCAUUCUGUCACACGUAUCUGACGUAUACUGUGAUGGCUGUAUUCUUCGCUGCAGCCAUGGCCGGAUACAUUUCCUUAACCUCCAUCAUCCUGGUCGACUUGCUCGGCCUCGACAAACUAACCGACGCCUUCGGUCUGAUCAUCCUCUUCCGAGGCUUCGCUGCCUUCGUGGGAUCCCCCGCCGCCGGUAUGAUUUACGACGCCACCGCCUCCUACGACGUGCCCUUCUACGUGGCGGGGGGACUUUUUGCUGUGGCCGCCAUCGUCAGCUUCUCAGUGCCGUGUUUCGUCAAGAAAAGUGCUGAAGGAGACAGGGAUGAGAGUUUAGUGCCUAUGAACGAACGGGUUUAG